Messenger RNA from Penicillium expansum, 2241 nucleotides. RefSeq lists its product as uncharacterized. The record is from RefSeq and is a predicted model, not a curated record. Bases 1 to 2241 code for a protein of 746 amino acids. NCBI's taxonomy places the organism in Eukaryota, Fungi, Ascomycota, Eurotiomycetes, Eurotiales, Aspergillaceae. The transcript has a single exon.
AUGGCGAUAUGGCCCUUUAAUCGCAAGAGCAAGCGGCACACCAUCCAAGUGACCGGUGCCGAAGCUGCUGAUCUUCACUCCUCGUUUGCUAAACCUACCAUCGAGCCCACCUUGGGCCGCAAACAAUCCAAACGCCAAAGUAACCAAACGUCACGGGAUGCUGCAGACAGCCGGCGCAGCUCGGCCCUUGCGCCUUCAAAUCGACCUAUCUCAUCUCUAGACCGCCCUACUUCCGCCGAUCAUUCACGGGACCCUCGACCACGUGACCCUCCACUCUCAAGAACAGCUUCGCUGCUGAGGCGGAAACCAAGCCAAAAUGCACAUGUUCCGAAUAAACUACGACGAAAGCUGAGCAAGCGCAAAGCAAACGAGAUCAUGCGCGAGCGUGAGAUUCGUAUGCUGUCGUCCAUCCCCAUCGAUAUCCCCCAUCGUCCGACUGAUUAUGUACUGGAAAAUCGCCGUCGAAAGGCAAAUGGUCGACGUGCCGACCGGUAUAUGUCUGACAUCAGCCUCUCCAUUCGUGACUCCGCCACUUCCUCCACGUCGGACAUCUCCGACCCAUACACCUACAAGGUCAACGCUUUUGCUGCUUUGACCCCACGCCCCGUCGUUCGUUAUGUCGAAGCUCCUCGCCUGCAAACCGCUAGAAGUGGUAACCCGCCUACUUCUAGCCGACAGGAGAGAGAAAAAUUACAGGCUCUAACCAUGUCCGAAGAAGAUUUCUACUGUUCUAAACGACGAGUAAAUGAACUCGCUGAUUCAUUAGAUGCCGGGGCUUUGAGAGAGCUUCUGGACCGUGACCGUCGCCGCCGAGAGAAGAAGCAGGUCGACGACCAGGAAAGACUGCGGCGGAAGCUGCAGGAGAGGGCUGAUGCUCAGCAGACAGAGGAACAAAAACUCCAGGCCGCCAUUCAGAUCGAACCCGAACCCGAACCCGAACCCAAUCAACCAGAGCCGUCCAUCGCCGAAGUCCCUGAGCCCGAGGACGUUGUCCUGAACGACGAGACCACCACCUCUCAAGUUGAUGAAGCGACGGCCGUCGCACCGGAGGGUGAAUCGUGGUUGCUGCGAGCUUCCAAGGGCAGCGAAAACACUGGGCGUGAAUCGCGGGAAAGCUCUCGCGUAGUUGGAAAUAUCGAUGAUAGUUCCGUUCGUGAGCGGAGAUUGGUGCAACGCCCUAGCUUCGCCCCGUCAAACGACAUUACUAUGUCUCGGACUACCCUUUCACCAUCUCAUUCAUCGCUUCGACAUGGGCUAAAUAGCCCAAACCAGUCACAAAUCCGUGCUCCCAGCUCCACAUCGGACAUCUCCAGAGGAGUUGACUCAGAACGCCGACUUUCCGACACCAGUGGUCGUCGAGGGAAUACCAUUACGUCCUUGUUCAGGCGUGGGUCUUCUCGUCUCAAGCGGACAUACAAAGAGCGAUUCCACGACACUACUCCUGAAGUUUCGAACACAUCGCAUGAAUCUUUCUACAAAAUUCAGACCCAAUCAUCGCCUCCUCCGCCCUCGAUUAUCCCUCCGAGAAUUUUAAUGCCCACUGGAACCGUGAAGCGCUCCCAAUCAAAGUUCACCGAACACUUUGGCGACGAACCUCUGUCGCCUCCUGAUUCCCGCCUACAGUCGCCAGAUAUCCCGGAAGAAGUGCUCGAGUCUUCUCUCGAGAGGGAUGAGACUUUCUUGCGGGAACCAACACCCAGCCCUGGUGUGGACAUCAAAAACCCGAACCGAAGCCAUCAUCGAUCGUGGGCUUCGGAUAGUAUGGACACUGAGGCCGAUAACGUGCCACUUUCCCAAUCUCUGGCUUCAAUUGAUUCUGAGGGAUCUUGGAUGUCAGGCCAGUUUUUCCGUCGGAUGUCUCAAAAGCCCAGCAGUCCUGUUCGAUCGAAUUUGAACUCAUUUGGCCAAGAGUCGGAGGAGGCCCCCGCAGAUGCCCCCGAAGAAGUCGAAUCACUGGAUGAGUCCCGCCGUCUUAGCAGCAAUACCCUUGAGCCAGAGCUCGAACCGGAAGUCGCAGACAGCUCGGCCAGCCACCCAGCCGAGAGAUGGCACAACGAGGUCGGCCGCCGCGCUGUUCUGGUGAACCCGGUGGUCCGUCCUAAGUCCACACAAGGAAUGCUUAGAGGAUUUCCUUCGUUGACGCCCAUCUCCGCAGAAGAAGAUUACAUUGUGGAGGAGACAACCCCUUCGGAACUGCAGCGGAUCCCCAGCACGAAAGCCGAGAUUGGCUAUGCCCAAUAG